This is a messenger RNA of Lobosporangium transversale, 2878 nucleotides long. RefSeq lists its product as hypothetical. NCBI's taxonomy places the organism in Eukaryota, Fungi, Mortierellomycota, Mortierellomycetes, Mortierellales, Mortierellaceae. The record is from RefSeq and is a predicted model, not a curated record. The transcript has a single exon. Bases 253 to 2538 code for a protein of 761 amino acids.
UCAACUAUGCCUUAGCUUAGUCCAAUAGCAGAAAACUUUCAUGCAUUAACUUGCUGCUUUUCCUCCUCGGUAAAUUGUUCUUUUUUUAAUAUUAUUUCAAGCUAUGAGAACAUCAAAUUCAAAACUUUUCGAUCCUUCACCGUAACAGCAGUAGAGUACUUUGAAUAUAUUCUGGUAGUGGUACCUCUGAUAUCGAGAGCUACCUUUUGGUGAGCACGAAUACGAUCGGGGCUGACAAAGGUGCUGAGCCACAUGAUGUCUGCUGCAUCUCAUAGUACAACGACAUUCUUACCAGCGGGUGUUAUUCUUGGCUUUGCCUCUAAUCUAGCAGAGAUGAGCAAUACUCCGCAUAAUACUUUUGGACCCCGCACCUGUGUGUACAUUGACGGGUUUGCACAUGGACCAAUGAGAGAUAAUAUCGACAAAAGUUUGACUGAAGACGUAGUGGGCACGGAAGUGGAUGUAGUAGAAGGCAAAGAAAGCAAAGAAAGCGAGGCUAUGCUGAACAAGGAUAGCCGAGAAGGAAUUCGAAAGGAUGCUAGGCCAAAUGCGGGCUCGCACUUGGCCCGUGAGCCACCAAUGAGAUCCGAUAGGACUAUUAUUGUACAGGAGCAAGAACAAGGCACAAAAGCGUUAUCAAGCAUACUCCGCACAAUAACAACGCUCUCAUCCAACACUUCUCCCUCUUCUUCAAUUGACCCUCGACAGCCUCAACUUUUUGCUCAUGUUUCGCCGACGGGGACUAUUUCCGUUACUUCACCUCUCUCUCUUUCCUCUUCACUUUCACUCCCCUCUUCUUUAUCCUUGCAGCAGCAACGACAACAAAGAUAUCGCAGCCCAUGUCGUGAUCCUAGUUCUGAAAUGCCUGUUGCAACAACAUUUCCUCCCAUAUUUUCGCAUCCAUCAUCUUCCCAAAACUUUAAAACACCUCCACAGUACCUGUCAUCCUCCUCUAUCAUCUCGUCCUCUUUGCAGACUGUACGGCAUGUCAGUGGACAAAGAGGGUUGUUGGCACAGCGACCAAAGACAAGUUUUAGUAGAUUGCUGGAUUCGGUGACGAAUAAUACGGCUGUGAUGGCUGAAUCCCGCCUCAAGUCAUAUUAUAAUUUCGAUAACGGGCAAACAGCUGUAACCAAUGCAUUAUCCUUACCACAAAAGGCAGAGGUACCAAACCAAUCUACAGCCUUCUUCACUGGGCCUUUGAUGGCAGCACGAUCAGAUUCAAAGCCAAAGUUCUUUGUAUGCGAUGACGAUAGCGAAGAGGAGUUAGAGGAUGAGUUUGAGACUCUUACUUUAUCCCCGAGAGCUUCUCAAUCACCUCCUGCAGCGAUAUCUCUCAGACAGUCAAUGGACGGCUGCCUUGAUAGAUGUGAUAUGGGUGAAUUUAAAAACCCAGGUUAUAGUCACCAAGGCGCAAGUACCUGUAACAUGGUAGAGACGACUACACCGCCGUCGCUGAGGCAUAUACCUACAUCUGAGAUGCCACGGAGACAGAGUCUACUUUCAAGCCUUUUCAAGACGGAGAAACAUUCGGCUACACAACAUGGUUCAAACAACUCGAUCCCCACCAUCAACAACAAAAAUUUAAAAGAUACAAGGCUUUACCACCAUAGUGCUUCCAAAUCCAAUGGAGAAGAUCCAGAAUUGAGUCCUAUUUAUCAACCCUCUCUAAAUUCUACCAUUAAUUCAGCUGCCCUACACUCAUUAAGUCAUUUCUCUGUAGGAAUAACUCAUCAGUAUCGGCCUAUCCAGCGGAACCACCAUCGGCAUCUUACAGAUCAAGAAGAACGAGUUUUUUUAAUAGACAAUGAUAUGACGAUAGCGACGAGGCGAUUAGCUAAUCAUGAAAAGAUGUCGACGUCAGCGUUGAAAAGGACUAAAAAGUCUGUGUUUAGGAAACUGGAUGAGUUAGCCAUAGGCAAUGAGAGGGAGAGUAGUAUUGUUAAAGUAGAGGAAGUGGAAGCAGAAGAAGAAAACGAAGGAGAGCAGGCCGGGAGGAACAUCAUAACCUCUCUGCCAAGGUUUUCACCUGAACAGCGAUACCCAUUACAACAUCUUUUAUCUAAGGAGAAGUCUAUUACUCUCAAGUCAGCCAGAUCAUCUAACUGUACCAUAACUAGCACAUCUGUAACGUUACCAUCUCUGGAAUACCAGAUUAUACCCGAAUCAAUAUCAAAGCCAUCGCUGUUAUCCUCUUCAUUCCAAACACAAUCUAACCAUAAAAAAGCCCUUCGCCCCGCUUUACUACCAUCAUUUCAAACAUGUUACUGUACUCGGUCGACAGCCACAGCGACUACCACAUUUACAACUGCUUCUGCGGCUUCCAAAUGCUCAACAACGACUGCACUUUCACCUGCCUCAGUAUCAGUAUCGGCAUCAUCCUUGGGAGGAAACGGAGAUGUAAGCGCAAACGCAAAAGGGGCGAAGUUUCUCUCGAGCAAAUCUCGAGUUUAUAAUGUUCAAGCGCAAAUUCAUUCGUUCUACGGACACUUGUCCUCUGGUAUCCAAAGAGCUAUUGCCACAGCCUUUGAGAUUUGAAUAAAAUUAGAGAUACUAAUAUAUUAUAAUAAUGACAUAUCCAAGCCUCUACUCAUAAUGAUAAUAAAGCUUGGCCUCUGGAUGGGUAGUUGCCUCGGGGCAAACAGCUUCGCGUGCAUGGUCGAUCGUUAUUUCCCCCAGCCAAUAGUAAACAGAAUAAAGAAACAGGAUGUAGACGCUAUUUUGAUGAUGUAAUUUUAGCCAUUAGUGUCCUGUAUGUAGGAGAUAGAAAGGACGCUUUAUUCAUUCAUCAAAAUCAGCUUCCUUUGUUCAUAAGGACAGAUCAGACUCAAUCCAUUCCAACAAAAAAAAAGACCCACUAUGACACGAAUUCAGCUUG